CAGUCCCAAACUUUUUUUUUUCUUCAGCUCAGGAUUUGUAUUGCUUUGGAUACAGGAAGUAGAGCUGUGUAACUGUUGUCAAUAAAGGGCAAAACAUAAAUCCAGCUGAUCAAUCAGUUGUCUGUCAUACCCGACUGUUAGUUUGCCUGAAUUGCAAUUUCUACAUUGCAAAUCGAAGUAAAACAUGUCAACGACUGCCCAACUAUUCGAGGAGCCCUUUGAUGCAGACGAGUACAUAGAGAGGUUGGCCUGGAGAACCCCCGGAGGAGGGUCCAAAGGAGGAGCAGAGGCAUUCGACCCCAAAAGGCUGCUGGAGGAGUUUGAGAACCAUAUAGAGGAGCUGAAGCAUCUGGAUGAGAAGAUCCAGCGGCGGGUGGAGAAGCUGGAGCACCAGUGUCACAGAGAAGCCAAGGAGUUUGCCCACAAAGUUCAGGACUUACAGAGGAGCAACCAGGUAGCCUUCCAGCACUUCCAGGAGUUGGACGAGCACAUCAGCUAUGUGGCCACCAAGGUGUGUCACCUUGGUGACCAGCUGGAAGGCGUGAACACGCCCAGGCAGAGGGCUGUGGAGGCCCAGCGUCUCAUGACCUACUUUAAUGAGUUCCUGGAUGGGGAGCUGCGCAGUGAUGUCUUCAACAACCCAGAAAAAAUUAAGGAAGCUGCUGAUAUCAUUCAGAAGUUGCAUCUCAUAGCCCAGGAGCUGCCAUUCGACAGGUUUGCAGAUGUUAAGGCCAAGAUUGCAAGUAAAUACCAUGACCUGGAGCGCCAGCUGAUCCAGGAGUUCACGGCGGCCCAGCGUAGGGGCGAGAUUGGGCGCAUGCGGGAAGUCGCUGCGGUCCUCUUACACUUCAAGGGCUAUGCACACUGUGUGGAUGUAUAUAUCAAGCAGUGCCAGGAGGGGGCGUACAUGCGUAGUGAUGUGUUUGAAGACACUGCACUCCUCUGCCAGCGGGUCAACAAGCAGGUGGGAGAGAUCUUCCAGAGCCCAGAGACCGUCAUGGCCAAACUCAUCCAGAACAUCUUUGAGAACAAACUACAGGCCCACGUAAAAGAAAAACUGGAUGAAACCCGCCACUCUGAUGUAGAACAAUACCUCAAAAACCUCUAUGACCUUUAUACCAGGACAACGGCCUUGGCUUCCAAGCUGGCCGAGUUCAACCUGGGCUCAGACAAACACACCUUCCUGUCCAAGCUCAUUAAAAACAUCUUCUCCACCUAUCUGGAGAGCUACAUUGAAAUGGAGAAGGAUUACCUCCGCACGCGCAGCGCCAUGAUCCUGCAGCGCUACUACGACUCCAAGAACCACCAGAAACGCCCACAGGGUGGGGGCAGUAUCCAGGAGCUGAAGGAGCGGUUCAGGCAGCGCACCAACCUGCCCCUGGGGCCCAGCAUUGACACCCACGGAGAGACCUUCCUCUCCCAGGAGGUGGUGGUCAACCUGCUGCAGGAGACGCGCCACGCUUUCGAGAGGUGCAACAGGCUCUCAGAUCCCUCGGACCUGCCCAAGAACGCCUUCUCCAUCUUCCUGCUGCUGGUGGAGCACCUGUGUGUGGACCACAUCGACUACGCACUGGAGAUCGGCCUCUCCGCCAUCCCCUCGCCUGAUGCCAAGAAUGCCAACCUGUACUUCCUGGAUGUGGUCCAGCAAGCCAACACCAUCUUCCAUCUGUUUGAUAAGCAGUUCAACGACCACCUAAUGCCUCUUAUCAGCUCGUCUCCCAAACUGACAGAGUGCCUGCACAAGAAGAAGGAGGUGAUUGAACAGAUGGAGGUGAAACUGGACACAGGCAUAGACAGGACACUGAACUGCAUGGUGGGACAGAUGAAGCACAUCCUGGCUACGGAACAGAAGAAGACAGACUUCAGGCCUGAAGAUGAGAACAACGUCAUGAUCCAGUGCACCGCAGCCUGCUCCAAGGUUUGUGUGUAUGUGAGUCGGCAGGUAGAGCGUGUUCGGAAGUCCAUGGACGGUAAGAACGUGGACACAGUGCUGACGGAGCUGGGCGUGCGUUUCCACCGCCUCAUCCACGAGCACCUGCAGCAGUACAGCUACAGCUCCAUGGGAGGCAUGCUGGCCAUCUGCGACGUGGCCGACUACCGCAAAAGUGCCAAGGACUUCCGGGUUCCUCUUGUGCUGCAGCUCUUUGACACGCUCCACGCCCUGUGUAACCUCCUGGUGGUUGCCCCAGACAACCUCAAGCAGGUCUGCUCCGGGGAGCAGCUCACCAACCUGGACCGGAACCUUCUGCACGCCUUCGUACAGCUGAGAGUGGACUACCGCCAGGCCAGACUGGGACGACACUUCAGCUAAUGGCCCUGGCCAAUGCGUCGCUGUCCAGCCAUCGGUCCGUCCAAUCACCACGGCCUAUGAUUUCACAAAACUCCCCAUGGAAACGGAAUUCAGCCAACCUAGAUUCUCUGAGUUAGUCUUUCAUUCUCAUCUGCAGUAGCACCUUUUUCUUUGUCCAUCCUAGAGGCCAAGAAAGACCACCACCAUUCACAGUUGGUCUACAGGUAGCCUAGCGGUUAGAGCAGGGUUUCUUAAACUAUGGGUCGGGACCCAAAGUGGGCCCUGAGUUUGUGGGAGGUGGGUCGCGAGUUAUGAGAAUACAUAUAUAUAAUCAAACACUAUUUCUUCUUAAUUUGGUUUGUUGGAGGACGAUUUGGGUCACAGGAGGACGGUCAAUUUCUCAUUUGGAUCUCGAGCUGAUAAAGUUUAAGAAACCCUGGGUUAGAGCAUAGGGCCAGUAUCCGAGAGGUUGCUGGUUCGAAUACUCGCGCUGACAAGGUGAAUAAUCUGUUUAUGUGCCCUUGAGCAUGGCACUUAACCCUAGUUUGCUCCAGGGGUGCGAUACUACCAUGACUGACCAUGUAAAACAGGGCUGUCAAACUCAUUUCAUGGAGGGCUUAGUGUCUGCUGGUUUUUGGUUUUUCCUUUCAAUUAAGACCUAGACAACCAGUUGUGGGGAGUUCCUUACUAAUCAGUGUACUUGAUUGAUGAAUUAAGGUCAAGGGAGGAUGAACACCCGCAGACACUCAGCCCUCCGUAGAAUGAGUUUGACACGUGCUGUAAAACAACACAUUUUCACUGCACCUUUCACCUAAAUUUACCUGCAUUUUGCCCUUGAUUUCUGCAACACAAAGAAUUUGAAACGUAUAUGACUCUUGUUUUGAAAUACUAAUCCACCAAACAUGAUUGUGUCAUAUUACCGGUAAUAUCAACCUUGAUUUCCAAGCUUUCAACUUUAACAUAGAGACAUUUUGUUUUGAUUGUGCCAAAUGUAUAUUCUGUGGCUGCACUUGUACACAGGAACAGACUUUAAAGCUACUGCAAAGAGAAAGUUGCGCUCUUCAUAGCUCAGGCCUGUCAUGGCACUGACUGACUGCAUACUGGAAACAGCCACCCCUCAUACAGAACUCCCAGAGGAAUCUACUCUCACCAACAUCCUUCUCUCUCCCUCUCUCUCUCCUCCCGAACCAAGCCUACUAAAGAGCUCCGCUGUGCCUGGCAGAGAGAGUCACAUGACCACCUCUCGCCGACCCCUGACCUCUGACCUCAAGGGAGAGGUGAGGGGUCAACACACUGGCUGUGAUCCCAGCUGUAAUCAUGUCUGAGAACCACUCUGGGGUCCUGGGUGGUCCGUCUGUGGCUAAGAUGACGGGUGCGAGAGGUCAGUGAAUGUGUCAUUGUAAUUGCAUAGAUCAACACCUGCUUAUCCAACGAGGCUUACCAUCCGUGCUCUCCAUUGUGGACUUCUCUUCACCUCUUAAGGAGAUAAUGAGGGAAAGUUAAGUGGACUUCACGGGGCCUACAGGAGGCCAGGGAGGGUCAAGAUCACUGUGCCUCUGUGUUCUCUAUGGUGGUAAUUGUUUGUCUGUCUAUCAGUGUCGGUGAGACCAAACCUGAAGUUAUGUAUUAUGCUAAGCUAUUCCCAGUGUACUGCUGUUUACCUUAAUGAGUCAUAAAAAAAUCUUGUGUUUAA
This is a messenger RNA of Salvelinus fontinalis (brook trout), 3983 nucleotides long. RefSeq names its product exocyst complex component 5-like. The coding region runs from base 185 to 2311 and encodes 708 amino acids. Gene Ontology annotation, biological process: exocytosis; Golgi to plasma membrane transport. The record is from RefSeq and is a predicted model, not a curated record. The transcript has 18 exons. Gene Ontology annotation, cellular component: exocyst; cytoplasm. Lineage: Eukaryota; Metazoa; Chordata; Actinopteri; Salmoniformes; Salmonidae.